Messenger RNA from Aquila chrysaetos chrysaetos, 1004 nucleotides. It is a transcript of the gene CTXN2, whose product is annotated as cortexin 2. The record is from RefSeq and is a predicted model, not a curated record. The transcript is spliced from 4 exons. Lineage: Eukaryota; Metazoa; Chordata; Aves; Accipitriformes; Accipitridae. Bases 611 to 859 code for a protein of 82 amino acids.
GAGGCCGUAGCAGCAGCGCCCGUGUUUAAUUUUUUAAUUAGGGCGCUUUGAGCCUCUGCCGGCGGGGUCGCAUCGCCGGGCGGCGAGGGGGGCCCGGGCGAGCCGCCCCCGCCGCCCGGGACCACCGCCCGUCCCCCGGGGCCGGAGCCGGAGCCGUGCGAACCGUCGGGGCUCCAGCCCGGGCUGUCGACAGCUGGCGAAGCGGGCCCGGAGCCGCGGAAGGCUCCGCGCUCCGCCACCAUGGGCAGCGCGGGCGCGGAGGAGAAGGUCAGGUUUGCUGUCACUCAAACACAAGCUCAGGACUGAAGCUGUUUGAAGUACCUUCAGAAUGACUAGAUCCAUGAGCCAGCAGUUGGGCUGCAGACAUCCAAGGGGAGAACAGAUGGCAACUGAUUUAGUCCAUUUUGUUACACACUGUCUUUUAUGAAGUGAGUUUUCAGGCACCUGAGACGUAAUCAUGUCAAGAGGAUGAAUGCUCCCAGCUUGAGCAGACGUUAAAGAAGGUCAAACUUAAUAGAAAAAUUGGAAGUAUGCCCAAUGAAAAUCUGUACAGCAGGCAAAGAAGCAAUAGAGGUGAAAAUCCCACAGAGUCACCAGGAUGUGAUACCCAAUGAUGAGCAGUAAUUACUGCAGCAACACUUCAGCCAGCAUGAGUGUCAACGAAAUGUCUGCCUUCCCUCUGACUUUAGAGCAAAAAACUGGGUUUGCCUUUGUGGGGAUUUUGUGUGUUUUCUUGGGACUUCUAAUUAUCAGAUGCUUCAAAAUCUUGCUAGACCCCUACAGUAGUAUGCCUUCUUCUACGUGGGAAGAUGAAGUUGAGGGGUUGGAUAAAGGAACAUUUGAAUAUGCUCUUGCAUGAAAAUUCACAGAAUAUCCUGCCUUAAAUUUGAUGUUGAUUUCAUUUUGGAAACCAACUGUUGUUACAUUUGUUAUACAUACCUGCAUUUUGGAGAUAUGUUGGUGGCAUCCAUUUUGUUAAAUAAAUAUUUGUUGCAAACUCAAAA